Messenger RNA from Solanum stenotomum, 441 nucleotides. Its product is annotated as zinc finger protein ZAT11-like. The record is from RefSeq and is a predicted model, not a curated record. Gene Ontology annotation, biological process: response to chitin. Bases 1 to 441 code for a protein of 146 amino acids. The transcript has a single exon. Lineage: Eukaryota; Viridiplantae; Streptophyta; Magnoliopsida; Solanales; Solanaceae.
AUGAGGUUAAAGAAAAGCAAAGAAGAAGAAUCAGUGGAGAAUUUUGCGAUGGCAAAUUGUGUGGAUAUAGCAAAGAGGAACGAGUUAUUAGGACGACGUAAACUUUAUUAUGAGUGCAAAAAAUGUAAGAAACGAUUUGAAUCAUUUCAAGCACUUGGUGGACAUGCAACAAGUCACAAGAAUAAGCUCAACAUGAUGAUGAGAACUAAUGGUGAAUCAUUACAUGUUAAUAAGAAAAAACAUGAAUGUUCUAUUUGUGGUAAAGAGUUUGCUAUUGGACAAGCGUUAGGAGGACACAUGAGAAAACAUCGCGAUGAAUUGAAUCAAAUCGAGCUGAAUAAGAAGAUUAAAUUGGAAGAGAAUUUGAUCAAGAGUGGUGAACUUGUAGAUAGUACUAAAAGAAGUUUGAAUUUGGAUUUGAAUUUGAGUAUAUGGGAAUGA